GUAGUGCUUUUCAGUCUCUGUGACCUUGUUCUUGACAUUUUCUGCAAUCAUCAUCUGUUGCCAUCCAAUUUUAGCUGGAUGACAACCUUUGUUCUGUAGAGAUUGUUUGCUUGUACUGAAUUUGCAUUUACUUUUCCCUGCCAAAUCCCAAUAAAACAAAAAGGCUAAUGAUAUUCAGAGAGCACAGUCACAGACCACAAUGAGAGGGAGAGAGAUAAUGGGUUCUUCUACAACGUCUCUUCUUCUCCUUCUCUUUCUCUACUCCACCAAUGUUGCAACAGCUACAACCGUAAAAUCACUGCCAGCACUUUUUCCCCGAGCAACCUAUCAAUCCUUGAGUGAGAAUCCUAAGAAGUUGAAACCAAAGAUUCCGUACAAGACCCACUACUUCCCUCAGAUUCUAGACCACUUCACUUUUCAUCCAAGAAGCUAUAAAAUUUUCCACCAAAAGUACUUGAUCAACGAUCGAUCCUGGCAAAGGGGAGGACCAAUUUUUGUUUAUACUGGCAAUGAAGGUGACAUUGAUUGGUUUGCUUCCAACACUGGGUUCUUGCUCGACAUUGCUCCCAAGUUCCAUGCCCUCCUAGUUUUCAUCGAACAUAGAUUUUAUGGGGAAUCACUGCCAUUUGGAGAUGACUCUUACAAGUCAGCUGAGACAUUGGGGUUCUUAACUUCACAGCAAGCAUUGGCUGAUUUUGCAGUUUUGAUAAGGAGUUUGAAGCAGAAUCUGUCCACUGAAGCAUCUCCUGUGGUGGUCUUUGGUGGUUCCUAUGGAGGAAUGCUGGCAGCAUGGUUCAGACUGAAAUACCCACAUAUAGCUAUUGGUGCCUUGGCCUCUUCAGCCCCUAUUCUGCAGUUUGAUGACAUUACACCAUGGUCAAGCUUUUAUGAUGCAGUUUCCCAGGACUAUAAGGAAGCAAGCUCGAAUUGCUAUGAAGUGAUCAAGGGAAGCUGGGCAGAGGUUGAGUCAGUAGCUCACAAGGAAGGUUUAGCUGAACUAAGCAGAAAUUUCAGGGCUUGCAAGCGCAUUAAGUCAAUGUAUUCAGCUCGGGACUGGUUAGAGGAAGCUUUUGUUUACACUGCUAUGGUGAAUUACCCAACGGAGUCCAAUUUUAUGAUGCCAUUACCUCCAUAUCCUGUGGAGAAGAUGUGCAAGAUUAUUGAUGGAUUACCAUCCACAGCUUCCAAGCUUAGCAGGGUUUUUGCUGCUGCAAGCCUUUAUUACAACUAUUCAGCAACUGAAAAGUGCUUCCAGUUGGAAAAUGAACCCGACUCUCAUGGUCUUCAUGGUUGGGACUGGCAGGCAUGUACAGAAAUGAUGAUGCCAAUGAGUUGCUCAAACGAUAGCAUGUUUCCUUCAUAUGAUUUUGACUACAAAGAGGCCAAAAAGGACUGCAAGAAGAGCUUUGGCGUUACCCCUCGACCUCAUUGGAUAACUACUGAAUUCGGGGGAAAAAGAAUUGACCAAGUAUUGAAGAGAUUCGGUUCCAACAUUAUAUUUUUCAAUGGAAUGCAAGACCCUUGGAGCAGAGGAAGUGUUCUGAAGAACAUAUCUCGCAGCAUUGUUGCUAUUGUCGCGGAGAAAGGAGCACAUCACGUCGAUCUCCGAGCAGCGACAAAAGAUGACCCAGAUUGGCUUGUAGACGUGAGGAAGCAAGAAGUCGAGAUUAUUAAGAGUUGGAUAGAUGAAUACUAUGCUGAUCUAAAACAACGUUACAACAAUGAAUGAAGUUUUCCCAACACAUCCUCAAGCUGGUUUUGGCUGAGAAGUAUUUGUGGUGCAUAAAUAUUGUAUUUGUAUAUCAUAAAUUUCAAUUGCCAUAUAUCAUAUGGAUCAUGAAUUCAUGAUUGAUUU
Molecule: messenger RNA, 1855 nt
Organism: Tripterygium wilfordii
Lineage: Eukaryota; Viridiplantae; Streptophyta; Magnoliopsida; Celastrales; Celastraceae
Product: lysosomal Pro-X carboxypeptidase
Exons: 10
Coding region: 200-1729 (509 amino acids)
Biological process (GO): proteolysis
Molecular function (GO): dipeptidyl-peptidase activity; serine-type exopeptidase activity
Source: RefSeq, a predicted model, not a curated record